This is a messenger RNA of Eriocheir sinensis (Chinese mitten crab), 6586 nucleotides long. RefSeq names its product probable G-protein coupled receptor AH9.1. Gene Ontology annotation, cellular component: membrane. Gene Ontology annotation, molecular function: G protein-coupled receptor activity. Gene Ontology annotation, biological process: G protein-coupled receptor signaling pathway. The transcript has 9 exons. The record is from RefSeq and is a predicted model, not a curated record. NCBI's taxonomy places the organism in Eukaryota, Metazoa, Arthropoda, Malacostraca, Decapoda, Varunidae. The coding region runs from base 1357 to 2997 and encodes 546 amino acids.
UAUGUUAUCUGUAAUGACGUAAGAGUGUAUCCCCGUAUUCUAUUCAGUUCGAAUAACUCAACGUAUAUCAAUUCUUUUAUAAGCUCUUUGUCUCAACUCACAAUCUCAAUAUUUGUUAAUUAUAAGGACGUUGGGAAGGUUAAAAUCGUAUUGUUGGACGCUGGGAAAAGUUACAUCAUAUUGGUGGAUGCUGGGCAGGCGUGGGCGUAUCAUAUUUGCGUAGUUAACGUUAUUUAGGCCUUAACUUUAUCUAUAAAUCCCGUAAUACUAAUUGUUUUUCUCCUUCUUUUAUAAGGUUUACAGACGGUGCAACACAACCAGGAUAAAAAUAGCCCAAAACUAGCCCAAUCCUGCACUACACAACUUACCACCCCAAACCUGCCCAAGGGAAGCUUAGCCUAACACACCGAAAAUAGCCCAAUGCAUUCUGGUUCAAAGUCGCCCAAGUUAACCCAAGUUCGUGGUGAUAUAAAGGCAAGUUGUCAAGAGGUGAGACCCUGACCUUCAAUUUUAGGGACAUAGUGUGAGUGAGUGACCUUGCCGAAGAGUGAGAAGAGGAAGAGAGAGGAAGAGGAAGAAAGAGAGAGGAAAAAUGGAGUUGAGAAAAUAUUUAAGUGAGUGCUGCAAAAAGAACUUGAUCUUGGUAUUAAAGUGUGACAGAAAAUGAGAUAGUGAAUAGAGUGACGAAAUUAUAGAAAACGAGAUACAUUGAACAGAAAACGAGAAACAGUGAAUGGAAAACGAGAUAACAGUGAUAGAAAACGAGAUACAGUGAUUGAAAACGAGAUACAGUGAACAGAAAACGAGAAACAGUGAAUGGAAAACGAGAUACAGUGAACAGAAAACGAAGUACAUUGAAUAGAAAACGAGAUAACAGUGAUAGAAAACGAGAAACAACAGAAAACGAGAAACCGUGAUAAAAAACGAGAAACUGAACAGAUAACGAGAUACAGUGAACAGAAAACGAGAUAACAGUGAUAGAAAACGAAGUACAGUGACAGAAAACGAGACAUAGGAAAAUAAAACGAUACAGAGUGACAUAGAAAACGAUAUACUGACAAAACGAUAGUCAUAGAAAACGUGAGUGGGAGAAAACGAUACACAGAGACAGAGUGACAGAGUGAUUCGAAACCUUUAAACAGAUAAACUAAAAAUAAACAGAUAAGCAAACAUACAAACAGAAAUUAAUAGACAGAGAGGAGAGUGAAGAGGCAGACUGACAGACGAGCAAGCUGCCAAGUCAGUCAAUCAAUCAGUCAGUCUGUCAGUCACACUCAAGCAACGAUUACCGCCGUGUGUGAGUGAUAUACAGUCAAGCCCCAUCUCAUCACGCAUAAGAAUGAGCACGCUUUUCUAAUGGCGUCGCUGCUGAAAGCUUCCCAUCGUCAUCUACUCUCGUUCAUGGCGGACAAAUUCGAGAUGACCAAUGUAAGCCAGGAGGAAGCCACUAGCCCCAUCCCAGGAAGCAUGGAGGUGCUGGGCGUGGGGGCGGAGGGCGUGGUGGAGGGCGUGGUGGAGAAGGCGAUGAGCCCGGAGAUCCAGUACAUGGGUCACAUCGCCUACAGUGUGGUCGCUCCCGUCAUCAUAAGCUUCGGCAUCCUCACCAACGUCCUGAAUCUGGUGGUUCUUAGUAGACCGUCCCUGCGCGGCCCGACCUUCAGGUACCUUAUGUGGCUGGCCGUGGCGAAUCUCCUGGUGUGUGUGGUGCUUCUCCCCUUCACGCUACACUCCCACGCCACGCCGGUCCCUUAUGCGGCCGCCCUGUACUUCGCACACAUAGAGGUCCCCGUCGGCAACGCGCUCAUCGCCUCCAGUGUCUACAUCGUCGUGGGUCUCAGCAUUGAUCGCUUCGUCGCCGUCUGUUACCCGCGCAAGUACCGGAACCUGCACAGCCACUACGUCGCCUCCGUCAGGAUCGCGCUCUCCUUCGUCAUCGCCUUCAUCAUCUACAUUCCCAUGGCGUUCUACAAGAUGGUGGUGCCCUCUGGCGUCUCCCCCGAUAGAUUUGUGAUUGAGGAGAACCUGCAUGUGGUGUCGACGCGCUGGUUCGUCGUGUAUGAGUACCUGCUGGAGAUCUGCGUCAGAUUCGCACCGGCCGUGAUGCUCGGGGUCCUCAACACGUGGAUCAUCAUCGAAUUCAAACGCAUCAGCAGACGUCGCCUUCUGCUGUCCCAAGGCAUGAGCUGCGAGGUAUCGGCCAUCCCCUCACAGUCUUACUUCGAGGGAAACGUCAACUCCACUGUAGUUAAUCCCUCUCCCACUAACGGCCAGGCGGAGAAGGAACCAGAGCAAGCAGGCUCAACCUCCCCUGCUGGCGCAUCGGAUCCACUCACGGACGGCAAUCCCACCGCUGCCACCAAUGUAACAGGCAUCAACACCGUCUCUUAUAGCGAUGGAUUUGUAGUGGAAAAGGAGGUUCCGAAGGUGGACUCCCCGACCCUCAACAACAACGGACAUGUGGUUGGUGGAAAGUGCCCACUGCCAGAAGACGUUACCUCCCCCGUAGUGAAUGGCUACAGGCCCGUGUUUGCCGGGGAGGAGAUCAACGGCUGCAGGAAUUCCUCGGCUCCGUGCGCGACGAGAGGCAAAGAAGAGAAGGAAAAGGAGGCCAUCAUGCUCUCCACCAUCAAUGUAGCAACGCCGCCGCCCCCAGCCCCCCCUCCACGCCAAGGGAUGAGUGAGCGACGCCACGACAUGGAGCGACGCUUGGUGCUGCUCCUCAUCUCCAUCAUCGUCGCCUUCUUCAUCACCAACAUUCCCGCCGCCAUCCUCUCCCUCACCUUCAGCGACGACAAGAGAAAGGACCUCAACUUCCAGAUCUUCCGCGCCAUCGCCAACAAUCUGGAGUUCCUCAAUUUCGGCCUCAACUUCAUUCUUUACUUCCUCUUCAGCAAGGACAUCCGCAACGCCUUCACGGCACUCAUCCGACGCACGGUGGAGCGGCUACGGGAAGGCCUUGAGGGAUCGAGUAGCAAGUACGGUGCCACUAAUCUAUGAUAAUUUGGGACUUCACUUUUCACCCUUGUCUUAGUUGUAGUGGAUGAUGACAAUCCCACCGCUGCCACCAGUGUAUUGGCCAGCCUCACGGUCUCCUCCUAUAGUGACGACUUCACUGAAUAAGAAGUUAUAAAGUGUGCUCGCAGACUCUCGGCAUCAAUGCAUGUGAUUUAGGAGAGCUGUUCGUUGUCAGAUGGUGUUGUCUCCUCAGUGUUGAACUUGAAGGAUUGAGUAACGACGCUUUUUACACACCCUUUCCUUGGGUAUACUUACGAAAGGCCUUGUGGGGUCGAGUAACAAGUAUGGUGCGGCCAGUGCAUAAUAUAUUAAAUGUCAGUGUCUCACCUUACAAAUAGUCUUAAGGUAAGGCUUGAGGGAGGGAGUAACGGCACUUCCCUUCAGCCCUAAUUAUGAACAGGCUGCGGUAAGCCCUUGAGGAAUCGAUCGACAGGUACGGUGUACCUUUGUUGGUUCUUCACCUGUAGUACCGGCCUACCUUUGUGAAUAACGGGUGCCUUGUGAAGGGCAAGAAAAAAAUAGCAGAAAAGGAAGGUACAUAUCAAAUAUUUCUCAUGUUCUUACAUCCCCUUACUUUUCCCGCCCUAGAGCCAGAUUACUUACACUUUAAGCACCCUUGCAAAUUAACAUUUUUAGGGGUGAGCAUUUUGGAUCACGUUACGCACUUUCCACUGACUCUCACCCUGAACAGACCAAAAUGAUGUGCAUAUGGAUCAAACCAAAGUGCAGUGCAACUAAUCUUUGCUGACUGUUUCAAGACGUUCCUCCCACCUCUAAGACUGGUUUAGAAGAGGCUUUCAGUGAUCGAGUAAAUGAACUUGAAACUCACGCUCGCCAUGGAGAGUCUAAAGAAAGGGCAGGAGGAUAUCAGUACUCAGAAUGAUGUCACUGUUGCAAACUCGACUUUCCACUUGCACUCCUGUACUUACACUCUCCUCUACAGACUGAAACAGGGAAGGUAAAGAGGACCCAGUAAGUUUGGUUCUCGAGCUACACCUUCACUUCCUACACUCCUCCCUUUCCCUCAGGUCCCCCACACCUAAGCCUCAGCCCAGACAGGCGCUAAAUGUUCAACACAGCGAAACAUUCCACGAGCAUUUGGGACUCAAUUUCCGUGUGUGACAAAACUAUGAGGUAACGGAUUUCUGGCUGCUUGUACUGUCGAUCUGGAUUUUGCGUUCAUAUCACGGUGAGUCCAGUUCUGCUUGUUGUGUUGCCGUCAAUGUAAAUAGCCCAAAGCCACAGCCAGUCAACGAAAACCCAAUGGAAAGCGUUUUGUAUAGUCCCCCAUCCAACCCCUUUUUCAAUUCCCUCGCCCAUUCAUCUCUCUCACGGUCGCCUCCCGGUCCCCACUCCCCUAUCUCCCUCUCCCUCAAUCCUUUCACUUUAACGAAUGAAAGCUGUGAAAUGUGCUGCGUUGUCCCAUUCAAUCCCUUAUCACACAAAUUUUGCUACUCCUUCCCUCCCUCUACUUGUCUCCUCAUUAUCGCCUCUCCUUUCUUUCCUGCGUUUGUCCUUCGUUACUAAAUAAAAACAUAAGAGAAAAUCUGAUAUGUUAUCCCAUUCAGUCCCUUAUCACACAUAUUUUUCCCUGCCCUCCCUCCCUCUCUUGUCUCCUCAUCAUCGCUUCUCUUUUCUUCCCUUCAUUUUGCCCUUCGUUACUAAAUGAAAACGUAAGAGAAAAUGUGAUAUGUAGUCUCAUCCAAUCCCUUAUCACAUUCAGUUUGGCCCAUCAAAUUCCCCUUCUUGUCUCCUCAUUCUCGCUUCUCAUUUCUUCCCUUCAUUCGCCCUUCCUUACCAAAUGAAAACGUAAGAGAAAACGGGGUAUCCAAUUCCAUCUUCUAACUCAUCACAUUCAGUUUGACCCGUCUAUUUCCCCCUCUCCAUAUCUCUUCAUUAUCGCUUCUCCUUUCUUCCCUUCAUUCGCCCUUUGUUACCAAAUGAAAACGUAAGAGAAAACGGGGUAUCCAAUUCCAUCUUCUACCUCAUCACACACAGCUUUCCCUAUCUGUUCCUCCCGUUCUCUGUCCCUUCGUUAUCCCUUCUUUCUCCCCUUCAUCCCUCGCUCUUCAUCAUGAAAAGACGUGAAAUAUGACAGUGCAUUAGUAAUCUAUUGUGUUUAUAUCCAUUCAUCAUUAUCUUUCAGUGUUGCCUUCCUCCCCUUCACUCCUUCCUGCCGUUCACCCCUCCUUUUCAUCUCCACCAUAAAAGGACUUGAAAUAUCUGAGUGCUUUGGAAAUCUAUUGUUUUUGUGUCUAUUUUUAUUCCCUCUCCCUCCUCCCUUCCUCAUUUUUACCCCUGUCUUCCCUACAUCUCCCUCUCUUUACCCCUUCAAUCGCUUUAUUACCUCAUCCUCUUAUGGCAUUGAAAAUCUGUUGUGUUUGUGUCCAUUUUUAUUCCCUCUCCCUCUUCCCUUCCUCACUUUUACCCCUGUCUUCCCUACAUCUCCCUCUCUAUACCCAUUCAUCCCCUUUAUUACCUCUUCCUCUUAUGGCCGUGAAAAUCUAUUGUGUUUGUGUCCAUUUAUCAUUUCCUUUUAUUGUUCCCUUCUUCCCCUUCAUUUAUUCUUGCCCUUCACCCCUUCCUCUUUAUCUUUUCCCAUCAUGGCAGUGGAAAUCUUUUGUGUUUUGUGUCCAUUUAUCAUUUUUUCUUGUUCCCAUCCUCCCCAUCACUUCUCCUCAUCCCCCAAUCCUCUUUACCCUUUCCCAUCGUGGCAUAGAAGGUCGUGAAAAAUAUGUUACCUGUAUCAAUCCGUCACGCCAUGGCUUCUAGUCCUUUCCCUUGUUCACUUGUCCACUGCUCCAGGUGAGGCUUAAGUCCCCUCACCUGGGCCAUCAGUCAGGUGUGCUCCACCCUACCUGUGCCCUCACCUUUUCGUGCAUCCGUUUGUCAAGGUGUUGCAGGUGUUUGUCAAGGUGUUACGCGUCGCUUGGCAGGUGUUGUCAGUUUAUGGAAUACUCACUUAUCGGCGGAGUAACUAAACGGUGAUUCUCAGUUGGCAGGUGUUCGGCGUCUAGCACGAUAUAUUACACGAUGUCGAUGUUAUUCUGUGUUAUGUUUUAUAGGUUUAAGUACAGGUUUAAGGGAAAAGAGAGAGUAUAGGAGAGCACGUUUAAGUGUUGCAUGAAGAGACUACAUAUAUAAAAAGCGUGUAUAUAUAUUUUUCUACGUAAAUAUCACUAGCUAAGGUUGUGUACGUAUGUGUGUUAAUCUGUUUAGUGUAAGAGUAAGAGGAGAGAAAAAGAAAGUAAAGGAAAACGAAGGAAAAGAAGACGAGAUGAAAAGAGAUGAUAGAGGAAAGGAAGAAGAAAACGAGAAGUGACAGACAAAAAUAAAGUAGAGGAAAAUGAAGGAAAAGAAGACGAGAUAAAAAGAGAUAAUUGAGGAAAGGAAGAAGAAAACGAGACGUGACAGAGAAAAAGAAAGAAAAGGAAAACGAAGGAAAAGAAGACGAGAUAAAAAGAGAUAAUUAAGGAAAGGAAGAAGAAAACGAGACGUGACAGAGGAAAAGAAAGUAGAGGAAAACGAGGAAAGGAAAAGAUGAGACAUAUAAACAGAUAAAAGAAGAAAA